Talpa occidentalis (Iberian mole) is the source of this 450-nucleotide messenger RNA. Its product is annotated as endogenous retrovirus group K member 25 Pro protein-like. Gene Ontology annotation, molecular function: nucleic acid binding; aspartic-type endopeptidase activity. Gene Ontology annotation, biological process: proteolysis. Lineage: Eukaryota; Metazoa; Chordata; Mammalia; Eulipotyphla; Talpidae. The record is from RefSeq and is a predicted model, not a curated record. The transcript has a single exon. Bases 1 to 450 code for a protein of 149 amino acids.
AUGAUUUCCCUUCUUGUAGAGGGCAAACACUUCAUGGGUCUUUUGGAUACUGGGGCUGAUGUUUCCGUCAUUGCUCAAAAUCAUUGGCCAUCUGCAUGGAAACUCACUCAAACUAAUACUUCCAUUCAGGGGGUGGGAUCAGCCUCCCAUCCAUCCCCCAGUUCUCGUCAUUUACACUGGACUUCAGAGGAAGGUCACAAUGGGUAUUUUAAGCCCUAUGUCCUCCCUCAUAUUCCCAUGAAUCUGUGGGGAAGGGAUGUUAUGUCCGCUAUGGAUAUAAUCAUUACCACAAACUCCCCAGCGACUCGUUCCAUGGUCAAAAGUGGUUAUUCACCUGGCAAAGGGCUGGGAAAAAACCUUCAGGGUGAUCCCUUGCCUGUUUCCAUACCAUCCUCCCAAAUCCGUCAGGGAAAAGACAAGUCUGGGCUGGGAUUUACUCCCCCUUUUUAG